This is a messenger RNA of Moneuplotes crassus, 571 nucleotides long. The record is from the annotation of a GenBank genome assembly. Lineage: Eukaryota; Ciliophora; Spirotrichea; Euplotida; Euplotidae.
GUAUAAUAUUUUAUUAACCAGCAAUAUGUCUUUGGCACAUAGAUUCAUGAUGUUUCUCUGCACCAAGCAGAAAACAUUUGGAAUGAUUAUGCUCAGAAGAUUCGUCCACUAUAUGAUAAUAAUCCCAACAAGUUUUACGCUAGCUUAUCUGGCUAGGAGCUUCCAAGAUUCUUUUGUAAUUUCUGCUAAUACUCCAAGUCUUUUGGGAGGAGGCAAACAGCACUUGAUGGUUCCUGCAAGAUGCCCUCAAUAUGACAACAGAUAUCAGUCAAUGUACACCAAGAACUACAGAUGGGAGCAGGAAACUAUUAAAAUAAUGUCAAGAGUUCACCUUAUCAGAGAAAUCAACCACUUCACUCAACAAGUAGAGGAUGACCAUAUAAUCAAUGAUGAGGCUUAUUUCACUCUCUAUUCCAAAAUUAUUGAAGAGAUCCGUCACCAAAUGGCCGUUCGUUGAGUCCAAAAAGGAGCAUACGAAAACACACUUGAGCCUAAAUUGGAGAAAAGAGCAAGUCUCAUUAGAGAAAGUACUUAUCCUUACAAGCAUUUGUUGUAUAAACAGUAACUUCAA